Microthlaspi erraticum is the source of this 570-nucleotide messenger RNA. The record is from the annotation of a GenBank genome assembly. NCBI's taxonomy places the organism in Eukaryota, Viridiplantae, Streptophyta, Magnoliopsida, Brassicales, Brassicaceae.
AUGAAGUUCAUGAUUUACCUCGUUGUGUUAUUUCUAGUCUUGAAUAUUAUGAACGCAAACAAAGUGGCAAUGGCAAAUUCUCUGAUUCAAGAUUCGUGCAAGAAAGCUUCAAAAUUUGAGGAACCACAUUACUACAACUUAUGCAUCACAUCUAUCAAGCAAAAUCCGGAGAGUCAGAAAGCGAGAAAUAUUGAUGAAUUGACUGUUAUAGGAGUGAAAAACGCUAUCUCAAACAUGACGAACGUGAAAGGAAUUGUGGAGAAGAUUCUGAAGGAGAGAAAGUAUAAGAGUAGGUUGAGUGAGAAGCUGUUGCGCGAUUGCUCUAAGCUUUAUUCUGAGGGAAAUGACUUCUUAACCAAAUCUUUAAAGUACAUUAACUCGCGGAAUUACCAGGAAGUCGACAAUAGUAUUGCUAAAGCAGGAACUGUUCCAAGAACUUGUGAAAUGGGAUUCAAUGGCGAUAAUAACCAGACAUCUCCGGUGACGAAAGACAACGAUGUUCUAUUCGAAGUGGUCACCAUUCCUCGAUCAUUUAAUCACGAUGCCCAUAUUGUCCCGCGUAUAGCCUAA